Messenger RNA from Pungitius pungitius (ninespine stickleback), 3157 nucleotides. RefSeq names its product adenosine monophosphate deaminase 3b (gene ampd3b). Bases 299 to 2602 code for a protein of 767 amino acids. Gene Ontology annotation, cellular component: cytosol. The transcript has 15 exons. Lineage: Eukaryota; Metazoa; Chordata; Actinopteri; Perciformes; Gasterosteidae. Gene Ontology annotation, biological process: IMP salvage; AMP metabolic process. Gene Ontology annotation, molecular function: AMP deaminase activity. The record is from RefSeq and is a predicted model, not a curated record.
AUAGAGGUAGAGAGGGACACUCCAGACAACAACAACUAGCAGCUGCAUUGUACAUGCAGCCGCCCUGGACCACAUAAACAGCGGAGCGAAGCUCGACCGAGGCAGAGCAGCAACACAGAGCCUCAGGAAGCAGACCCGAGGACAGUGCCGACCGCGUCCACGGGUUUCCGCCUCACUUUGAAAGUCUUUUUCCGAGCGAGAGAGAGACGUCUGGGAGCUAUAGUGAGUAAUAAAAGAGACCGAAGCAGACACAUAAGAGCUCAAGUACUUGACUCGCCAGGCAGAGACAGAGCCAAACAUGGCCAAAAUCACAGCGGAAGGAAUGCCACGGCUCUUCCAAAGGCUGUCUAUGAACGAGGUGGACGAGCAUGUGCGUCUGCUGGCGGAGAAGGUGUACGCCUCCGCCCUGAAAGAGGAGAACAACAAGGACGCUCUGUCCCUGUUCAACGUGCCGGAGGACUGUCCCAUCGGCUUGCACGAGGACAGGGAGCGGGCUCUGCAGAAGGAGAUGGCCGCGCUGCAGUCCCAGGAGUCCGCUAAGAAGAAGAGGAGUUUCCGGUUGAAGCGUUCGCAGUCGGUGUCUUCGCAGAUACCUGGAGACGACGACUUGGUCCGCUCCCGGCUGUCCCCGGUGCUCGACUCGGACGCAACAGAACCGUUGGCGAGAGAGGACUUCCCUGACUUCCAGAGAGUGACCAUCAGUGGGGAUUACUGUGCAGGGAUCACAGUCGAGGAUUAUGAGCAGGCAGCCAAAAGCCUCCUCGGGGCCUUGGUGAUCAGAGAGAAGUACUCCAGACUGGCCUACCACACCUUCCCCAGGACCACCGCCCGAUUCCUCCGAGACGCCGAAAAUGGGAAGUGGCGGGAAGAGGACGAGCUCAUGCCAGACAUCUGGCCUUUUCCUCGCAACGGAGAGGACCCAUACUCCACGGACGGUAUCCCCGAGGACCUGAACUACGUGCUGGAGAUGAAGGACGGCAUUGUCCAUGUGUACGAUAACGCAGAGGCCCUGGAACAACAGCGGCCGCACAACCUCCCGUACCCCGACCUGGAGACCUUCGCCAUAGACCUGAGCCACGUCCUCGCAAUGAUAGCCGACGGCCCGACGAAAACCUACUGUCACAGACGGUUGAACUUCUUGGCCUCUAAAUUCUACCUCCACGAAAUGAUGAAUGAAAUGGCGGAGCUCAAAGAGCUGAAAUGUGUUCCACACAGAGACUUCUACAACGUCAGAAAGGUGGACACACACAUACACGCUGCUGCCUGCAUGAACCAGAAGCAUCUGCUGAAGUUCAUAAAGACCACGUACCAGACGGAGGCGGAUCGCGUGGUCUUGGAGAAGGGCGGUGAGAAGUUCACGCUCAAGGAAGUCUUCAAAAAACUUGACAUGGAUCCCUAUGACCUCACCGUGGACUCCCUGGACGUGCACGCUGGAAGACAAACAUUUCAUCGCUUUGACAAGUUCAACUCUAAAUACAACCCGGUGGGAGCCAGCGAGCUGCGAGAGAUCUACUUGAAAUCAGACAACUACAUCAAAGGAGAUUACUUUGCACGUCUCGUCAAGGAAGUGUCCAAAGAGCUGGAAGAGAGCAAAUACCAACACGCCGAGCCCCGCCUGUCCAUCUACGGCCGCUCCCCCAGCGAGUGGGAGAGCCUGGCGACCUGGUUCAUCCAGCACAAGGUCCACUCACCCAACAUGAGGUGGAUGAUCCAAGUCCCAAGAAUCUUUGACAUCUUCAAGUCAAAGAAACUAUUUCCAAACUACGCCAAGAUGCUGCAGAACAUUUUCCUCCCACUCUUUGAGGCCACGGUUAAUCCCCGAAAGCACAAAGCAACUCAUGUGUUCUUAAAAUACGUGACGGGGUUCGACAGCGUGGAUGACGAGUCCAAACACAGCGACCACAUGUUCUCUUACAAAAGCCCCAAGCCUGAGGCGUGGACCACGGACGACAAUCCUCCUUACACCUACUACUUGUUUUACAUGUACGCCAACAUCAUGGUGCUCAACAACCUGCGCAAGGAGCGAGGACUGAACACCUUCCAGUUUCGACCCCACUGCGGCGAGGCGGGCUCCAUCACCCACCUGGUCUCGGCCUUCCUCACGGCUGAUAACAUCUCACACGGACUCAACCUCAAAAAGAGUCCAGUGUUGCAGUACCUGUACUACCUGGCCCAGGUCCCGAUCGCCAUGUCCCCGCUGAGCAACAACAGCCUGUUCCUGCAGUACUCCAAGAACCCGCUACGAGAGUUCCUGCAGAAAGGCCUUUGUGUGUCACUGUCUACUGAUGACCCCAUGCAGUUCCACUACACCAAGGAGGCACUGAUGGAGGAGUAUGCCAUUGCGGCGCAGCUGUGGAAGCUGAGCACCUGUGAUUUGUGUGAGAUAGCCAGAAACAGCGUGUUGCAGAGCGGACUCUCACAUCAGGAGAAGAAACACUUCAUUGGUCCAAACUACCUGCAGGACGGGCCGCAGGGGAACGACAUUCGGCGGACCAACGUGGCGCAGAUCCGCAUGGCCUAUCGCCACGAGACGCUGUGCAACGAGCUCAGCUUCCUGGUGGACGCCGUGAAGACGGACGUUGCCACUAACCCACCAGAGUGAUUUACCACGCGAGCACCAACUGCGUCCGAAUUUAUGACAAAACAAUGUUGGAUGAAACAGCAGUUUAAUCCUUAUUUAGUUUUAUGAACCGGGCUGUUGGCAGAAUCGUUGGUGUUACUUUAUUAUUAGACUGUAUUGAAUGUUGCAUCUGUGGACUUUGCCCGUGUGCCUCAUUUAGUUGGGAGAGAAGUUCUUUUUUUUUAGAUAAUUUAGUAACACAAUUAUUUAGAAAUCGAAUGAAAAGUGAUUCUAUUGAAAAGGAGUUAUAAAAACGCCAGCAACACAAAACGGAAAAUUUGAUCGGGGCUUAUUUGAAAAUGGCCUCGUGUAGUUGGCAGUGAUAAGUUAAUUCUGACACUUGCAUUUAUGCAUGUUACAAAGGCCUUUCUCUGUCUGGAAAAUACAUCCAAAUAAAUUGAGCUUUAAACUACUUUUGUUAAAACUGUGUGGUGAAACCAGCAUCAGAAAAACUCACAACUAGUCUAUUUUUUAUGAUUGUCAUUUCUCUUGGAUUUUUGAUAUGUAAAUAAAGGCUGCAAAACAGUCAAAUGUUGU